AUGAUGGAGGAUGCCGAUGCUUCCAACCUCGCUACCAUAGAGGUCCUCAUGGAGCUCCUGGUCAACCUAGUCAGGGGCGAGUACGAUGGAAUGCCUGGUUGCUUUUCUGCCUUCCCCGUCACUGUCAUCCUGGGGGUCUCGGGUGUGAGUGCAUCGGACGGUGGGGUAAUGGACCUCGUCAGGCAGAUGGAUGAAGUGUUGCUCGUGGAUGAGAUCCUCUUGCUUGACAGUACAGCAGUGUUCGAAGGCUUCAUGGACGUUAUAGAAAUUCAGAUGCCAGCCCUAGGCUUCCCUCUGAUAGCAUCUAAGCAGACAGUGGCAAUACUACGAGAUAUGUUCAUGAACUCCAGGAUGUGCAACGAGGACGUUAUGCGAGCCAUCUGCUUCAUCGUGCGGGAUUACUUCGACUGCAACCCGUGGUCUGUGCUCUGCGACCCUCUAGUGGUCACUAGGGCUGCUGGUGAUGCCAAGAAACUAUCAUCUGCAUUUGCGUCGAGGCUAGCGGGACUGAGUAAGAUGGCGAGAGAGGCCCUGGCGGUCCAUUUGAAAAAGGAAGGCUGUAGAGGCUACACCAAAGCAGAUGGUUGCCUCGACGAGGCCAAGGCUAGCAAGCAUCUCGGAACCCUCUUGGGGCAGAGGAGUAAGGUGGCUGCCUUGGCUUUGUUCUGGGAUGCCCUGGCACGGACCACUGCGAAGAAGCAUACCGACAAGUCUGCUCGGCUCGAGCCCUACCUGUUCCCUGAAGAUGAAGUCGGCUUGCGUAACGACAUCGAGCGGAUGUGCAUUGCCGUUGAGAAGCUAUCUGGUAUGAGCACAGUGACGUUCAAGAGUUGUGUCGAGAGGACGGCCUCGUUGGAGAAGUCCUCACGGAUCUUGCCUCCUGAGUGUCUCGAUGGUCAUCAUGGGACCGAGUUGGGAGAUAUCAUCAUGUUCCUCAAGAGCCUGCAGAAUAAAGUGGCCCCCCAUGGCAGUGCCUUCCCACAGGCUUCCACAGUACUAACAAAGCAUGUCAGCGACCUCGUCACUUUUAUUCGACAAACGCUGGGAGCAGCGGUGAUAUCAACGGAUUUGCUCCCUCUGCGAGCUGCAGCGUGCGAAUGGGACAAGUCGGGAGAACUCUCUGAUGCAUGCCUGAACGUGCUAGAUGUGGAUGUGUUCUUUGACGCUUUGGGGGAAGCGGACGCCAUUGUGGAUGGAGAGGAUCGGGAGAGGUCCAUCUCGGAGGUCCCUCGAGACUCGAGUGGAAAACUCCCCCCUGGGUAUAGCGAGAAGCUAAGCGACCUCACCAUAGUAUACCGCCAGUAUUUGCAGCAUGCACGGACGAUUGACCUGGAAGACCUUUGGACCAGCUUCUGUGAGAAGGUGAAAGACGUCGAGGAUCCCGCCCCGAGCUCGGAGGAUAUGAAGGUUCGGUUCGGAAUGUGCCUUUGUACGUUGGAGUUCCUCGGUGUGAUCCAACCCCCUAGUCGGGGUUCGCUGAUGAAGGGCCAAGACCCCAGCCGCUUUUUCAAGGGCUUGCGAGUGAAGAAGUUGUACUUUGUUGACCCCCAAAACAGUACAAAGAAAGCUGCUACUGAAGAUGUAAUUAUGGAAGACGGCGAAGGCGAGAAUGAAGGCGACGAUCGAGGGACGAAGCCCAAUGCCAGCAGUAAGAAGCGAGCUGCUUCAGCAAAGAAGGCGACGCCUAGGAGUACUGCUAAGCGCGGUAGAGCCUCAAGAAUCCUCUAUCUCUAGACCAAUGCA
Messenger RNA from Perkinsus marinus ATCC 50983, 1743 nucleotides. RefSeq lists its product as hypothetical. The coding region runs from base 1 to 1734 and encodes 577 amino acids. Gene Ontology annotation, biological process: DNA replication; DNA replication initiation. NCBI's taxonomy places the organism in Eukaryota, Perkinsozoa, Perkinsida, Perkinsidae. The transcript is spliced from 17 exons. The record is from RefSeq and is a predicted model, not a curated record. Gene Ontology annotation, molecular function: DNA replication origin binding. Gene Ontology annotation, cellular component: nuclear origin of replication recognition complex; DNA replication preinitiation complex; nuclear pre-replicative complex.